CUCCUGAGAUCCAGCCAGCCAGGCCAGCCAAGAACGAGAGAGGAGAGAGAACGAGUGAGCAAACGGUGUGACAGUCAAAGGAAAGAAAAGGAAAAAGAACCCGACAAGAGACAGAGGCUGGUGAGGUGAAGUGAAGAGAACGCUGGAUUGCUUUGCGGAAAGGGGACUCGAGAUAAAUAAGGCUCUCUGGCGUUCGAGCCGAGGCCGAAAGUGAGAAGAGACGGCGGGGGGAGACACACGUCUGCACCCACCCACCCCCGAGACGUGAGACGCGAGACGUGAGAAAUUGGGAGGCAGUAAUAGAGGGAUCAAGAGAGGAAUUGAAGUAGAAGGCGAGGAAUAGGAGAGAGGCGCCAACAAUAACAAUGCCCCUCGACGGACUGUCGGAGCCUCGCGAUUGGCUGUUCUCGCUGCUGCUGUGCUUGGCGGCGAUGGCCGAGGUACUGGAUUGGACGAUGGUGGCGGCGGCGCAGGGCGUGGGGGCAGGGGUCGGCGUCGGGGCCGGGGACUCUGCGGAGGACCCCUUCUGCCCGUCCGUCUGUCGCUGCGACGAGGACUUUAUCUAUUGCAACGACCGCGGCCUGAGCGCCAUCCCGCCCUUACCGCCCUCCGCCACCGUGCUCUACCUGCAGAACAACCACAUCGACAACGCGGGCCUGCCGAAGUCGCUGGAGCAGCUCACCACUGUGCGCGUCAUCUACCUCUACGACAACGAGCUGGACAACUUCCCCACCCAGCUGCCGCCGUCGCUACGGGAACUGCACCUGCAGGACAACAACAUCCGCGUGCUGCCGCGCACCGCGCUAGCUAAACUUCCGCUCCUCGAGAAGCUGCACCUGGACGACAACUCGGUCUCCACGGUCAGCAUAGAGGACCAGGCCUUCGUGGACAACCCGCGGCUGCGCCUGCUCUUCCUGUCGCGCAACCACCUAUCCAGCAUCCCGUCAGGGCUUCCGGCGGCCCUGGAGGAGCUGCGGCUGGACGACAACCGCAUCUCCACCAUCCCCACGCACGCCUUCCGGGGCCUGUCGUCCCUGCGGCGCCUGGUGCUCGACGGCAACCUCCUGGCCAACCAGCGCAUCGCCGACGACACCUUCGCCCGCCUGGGCAACCUCACCGAGCUGUCGCUGGUGCGCAACUCGCUGCAGAAGCCGCCGGUGAACCUGCCCAGCGCCCACCUGCAGAGGCUCUCGCUCCAGGACAACGCCAUCACCCACAUCCCCCGGGGCGCGCUGGACGGCAUGCGGAGGCUCCAGAGGCUGGACGUCUCGGGCAACAACUUGACCACGCUGCCCCGGGGCCUGUUCCGCGACCUGGACAGCCUGGCGCAGCUGCUGGUGCGGGGCAACCCGUGGUACUGCAACUGCAACCUCCGCUGGCUGCACGACUGGCUGCACGCCCGCGGGAACACCAUCACGGUGCGCGGCCUGACCUGCCAGGGGCCCGAGAAGGUGCGCGACAUGGCCCUCAAGGACCUGUCCAACCAGAUGGAGGAGUGUGAGGCCCUGGCCCCGGCUCCGGCUGCCGGCGGAGGUCCUGGUGGGGGUCGAGACCGGGCGGCAGUGUCCGGUGUAGGGGCCACCUCCACCACCCUGUCCCCGCUCCAGGGCUCCCUGUUCACCCUGCGCUCCCGCCGGCCCAGCCUGGGCUUCCCGGACGGCAGCCUGGACUACAAGAUGGGCAGCAGCGCUGUGGGCAAGAACCUGGCGCUGAACGUCAAGGCGCUGUCCCACGAGAGCAUCCGGGUGACGUGGAGCGUGGCACAGCCCUCGUCCUCCUUCCGGCUCAGCUGGCUGCGGCAGGGCACCAGCGCCGCCAUGGGCUCCAUCACCGAGACCCUGGUGCAGUCGGACCGCCGCGAGUACCUGCUCACCUCCCUGCAGCCGGGCUCCACCUACGUCAUCUGCAUCGUGCCCCUGGUGUCCUCCAACUCCAACUCCAACGGGGGAUCCAGAGGGCCGCUGGCUCCCUCCGACGACCAGGACGCGGACAACGAGCCGGUGUGCGCCAAGACGGAGACCAAUGACGCCAGCCAGGACGCGGGCCCGGACGACGGGCAGGGCUCGGAGCAGCUCACCACGCUGCCGCUGGCGGGCAUCAUCGGCGGCGCCACGGCGCUGGUCUCGCUGGCGCUCAUCCUGGCCAUCUUCUGCUGGUACACCCACCGGGCCGGGUGCCUGUCCUCGCGGGACCACUACACCCGCAACAACUCGCGCAAGGGCAAGCAGUACGACGACUACAUCGAGUCGGGCACCAAGAAGGACACCACCAUCCUGGAGAUCCGCAGCCCCGGCUUCCAGAUGACCACCAUGCCGCCCAACAGCAGGCCGCCUCCGCCCCUGCAGCCCAAGCCCAUGCGGGAGGACUACAUCAUACACACCAUCUUCCCCCCCAACGGCACGGGCCUGUACAAGCCGCCCCACCCUAUGACUAACACCACAGCUGGCUACGGCACCAACCGUGGCUACAGAGAAGGCGGCAUCCCAGAUUUAGACUACUCCUACACGUGAUGCUGAACCCCCCGGUCAACACACACACACACAUACAAACACACACGCAUACACAC
Molecule: messenger RNA, 2566 nt
Organism: Engraulis encrasicolus (European anchovy)
Lineage: Eukaryota; Metazoa; Chordata; Actinopteri; Clupeiformes; Engraulidae
Gene: flrt1a
Product: fibronectin leucine rich transmembrane protein 1a
Exons: 2
Coding region: 366-2510 (714 amino acids)
Molecular function (GO): protein binding
Source: RefSeq, a predicted model, not a curated record